This is a messenger RNA of Myotis myotis, 8975 nucleotides long. RefSeq names its product ras responsive element binding protein 1 (gene RREB1). NCBI's taxonomy places the organism in Eukaryota, Metazoa, Chordata, Mammalia, Chiroptera, Vespertilionidae. The transcript is spliced from 14 exons. Gene Ontology annotation, biological process: regulation of transcription by RNA polymerase II. The record is from RefSeq and is a predicted model, not a curated record. Gene Ontology annotation, molecular function: DNA-binding transcription activator activity, RNA polymerase II-specific; RNA polymerase II cis-regulatory region sequence-specific DNA binding. Gene Ontology annotation, cellular component: nucleus. The coding region runs from base 919 to 6198 and encodes 1759 amino acids.
UUUUGGGGAUGGGGAGGGCGAAGUCUGCGGAGCGUGUGGUAGUUUUCAAACUCGCCGUUCCCCGGAGCCGAGGACCCGGGCGCCCCACGCAGCGCUACGUGCGCUCGGGGCGGCGGGGCCGGACCGGGAUGAGCCGGGCAGCCCUCUCCCCUCGGGCUGCGCGCCGGGCCGCUCCUCCUCCUCCUCCCCCUCCUCCUCCCCUUCCUCCGCUCCUUUCCCCUUCCCGAGCCGCCGGCUCUGCCAACCAGCUCCCAGCGCGAGCCGCCGCGGCCGCCGCCAGGACCUGAUGCGCAUCCAUAUUAGCCGUCCGAGCGCUGGAAUUCGCCUCGACCCGCGCCGCACCCACCACCCACUUUAUUUUUAACCAGCACCGCGGGGCCUCGGAUGGUGCACGCACCGCCGGCCAGAAACAUCUUCCCAGCGCUGCUCUCCAUCUUCCGCCCUCGCUCCCCCGACAUCCUCCCCCCCAUGUGGGAGGGGAAACUUUUCUCCUACAUACUUUCGAGUCCCUCCCGGGCCGAGCUGCGCGGAGAUGACGGCGCCCGCCCGCUGCCGCAAGUUCUAUGCUUCCUUCAAGAGUCACAAAGAACUUUUGAAGGAAUGGGUUCAAAGUUAUUCUUCAAAUUUAUGCAAAGGUUGCUCCCACUCUGCUCCAGAGGUGGUGGCUUUGAGGUGUGACCCUGCCCACAUUUGGGCCCAGCUAGCACCAGCUCCUCAGUAAGGAGGGCCAGCUUGAUAAGACAAAGAAAACAGUGUCAACGAGUGAUACCGGGAGAAGAAAAAAAACGUGAAACACAGACUCAUUUCCUACUCCACGUGGAUGAUAGCUAUAGCAAGGGAAAAUCUCAUAGUUUAUCAGUUGGGGCAGAAAUGGAGUUUUAUGGCAGAGGCUUCUUAGAAGCUUAAACCCUUGUCCCAAUGACGUCAAGUUCGCCCAUUGGCUUGGAAGGUUCAGAUUUGUCUUCCAUCAACACCAUGAUGUCAGCGGUAAUGAGUGUAGGGAAGGUUGCCGAGAAUGGCGGGAGCCCCCAGAGCAUCAAGUCCCCCACGAAGCCUCCAGGACCAAACCGGAUUGGCCGAAGGAACCAGGAAAUGAAAGAAGAGAAGUCUUCCUACAACUGCCCCCUGUGUGAAAAGAUUUGCACUACACAGCACCAGUUAACUAUGCACAUUCGUCAGCACAACACGGACACCGGAGGGGCAGACCAUUCAUGCAGCAUCUGUGGGAAGUCUCUGAGCUCGGCCAGCUCCCUGGACCGCCACAUGCUGGUGCACUCUGGCGAGAGGCCUUACAAGUGCACUGUUUGUGGCCAGUCUUUUACCACCAAUGGGAACAUGCACAGACAUAUGAAGAUCCACGAGAAGGACCCGAACAGCACUGCUGCUGCCGCCCCACCGUCCCCACUGAAGCGUCGGCGGCUGUCCUCCAAAAGGAAACUGAGUCAUGACGCCGAGUCGGAGAAAGAAGACCCAGCACCUGCUAAAAAGAUGGUGGAAGACGGGCAGUCAGGUGACUUGGAGAAGAAGGCAGAUGAAGUGUUCCACUGCCCAGUGUGUUUCAAGGAGUUCGUUUGCAAGUAUGGACUGGAGAGCCACAUGGAGACCCACUCAGAUAACCCACUGAGAUGUGACAUUUGCUGUGUCACCUUUCGGACACAUCGAGGAUUGCUACGCCACAAUGCGCUUGUCCACAAACAGCUUCCCAGAGAUGCAACGGGAAGGCCUUUCAUCCAGAACAACCCUUCCAUUCCUGCUGGCUUCCAUGACUUGGGAUUCACCGACUUCUCCUGUAGGAAGUUUCCUCGGAUUUCUCAGGGCUGGUGUGAAACAAACCUGCGAAGGUGCAUCAGCGAGCAACACCGUUUUGUCUGUGACAUCUGCGACAAGGCAUUCCCCAUGCUCUCCUCGCUCGCCCUGCACAAGCAGACCCAUGUCGCUGUGGACCAGGGACGGGAAAGGUUGCAAGCCAAGACCCUACCUGGUGACGCCAUGGAACAGAAGGUCUUCCUGGCCUUGCUGGGCCUGCAGCACACCAAAGACGUCAGGCCUGUCCCAGCCGAGGAGCCCCCGCCGGAUGACAACCAAGCAAUACAGUUCCAGGCACUCAAGUGUCAGCUACCUCAGGAACCCGGCUGCACCAACAUGCUGAGGCUAUCUCCUUUCGAAGCUUCUUCCCUGGGCGGUUCUCUCACAGUCCUCCCGGCCACCAAGGAGAGCAUGAAGCACCUGUCCCUGCAGCCUUUCCAAAAGGGCUUCAUCAUCCAGCCUGAUAGUAGUAUUGUGGUCAAGCCCAUCUCCGGGGAGUCCGCCAUUGAGCUGGCUGACAUCCAGCAGAUCCUCAAGAUGGCAGCCUCAGCACCCCCUCAGAUCAGUCUUCCGCCUCUCUCCAAGGCCCCUGUCACCCCUCUGCAGGCGAUUUUCAAACACAUGCCCCCUCUGAAGCCAAAGCCUCUGGUCACACCACGGACAGUGGUGGCCACCUCAACACCCCCUCCUCUCCUCAAUGCCCAGCAGGCCUCCCCUGGCUGCAUCAGUCCCAGCCUGCCCCCGCCGGCCCUGAAGCUCCUCAAAGGCUCUGUGGAGGUGGCCUCCAACACAAACCUGCUGCAGUCCAAGUCCGGGGCCCAGCCACACGCGGCCAUGCAGCUCUUCCUGCAGCAGCCACGGGUAGAGCUGCCAGGUCAGGCCGAGAUGAAGACGCAAUUGGAGCAGGACAGCAUCAUCGAAGCCCUGCUGCCCCUGAGUAUGGAAGCCAAGAUCAAGCAGGAGAUAACAGAGGGAGACCUCAAGGCCAUCAUGACGGGCCCCAGCAGCAAGAAAUCUCCAGCCAUGCGUAAGGUGCUCUAUCCCUGUCGCUUCUGCAACCAGGUGUUCGCCUUCUCCGGGGUGUUGCGUGCUCAUGUGCGCUCCCACCUGGGUAUCUCUCCAUACCAGUGCAACAUCUGCGACUACAUCGCGGCCGACAAGGCCGCACUCAUCCGCCACCUGCGCACGCACAGUGGCGAGCGGCCCUAUAUCUGCAAGAUCUGCCACUACCCCUUCACCGUCAAGGCCAACUGCGAGCGGCACCUGCGCAAGAAGCAUCUCAAGGCCACCCGCAAGGACAUCGAGAAGAACAUCGAGUAUGUGACCAGCAGCGCGGCAGAGAUGGUGGACGCCUUCUGCUCCCCAGACACAGUGUGCCGGCUGUGCGGUGAAGACCUGAAGCACUACCGCGCUCUGCGCAUCCACAUGCGCACGCACUGUGGCCGCGGCUUGGGCGGCUGCCCUAAGAGCCACAAGCCCUUUGAGUGCAAGGAGUGCAGUGCCACCUUCUCAGCCAAGCGCAACUGCGUCCACCACAUCCUUAAGCAGCACCUACAUGUGCCAGAGCACGAUAUCGAGAGCUACAUCCUGGCGGCAGAUGGCCUGGGCCCCAAGGAGGCCCCUGCAGCUGAGGCCUCAGGGAGGGUGGAGGAGAGCAGCGGAACCUUUGGUGAGCACAAACCCCUUGCUACCUUUCUGGAGGCCCAGAAUGGCUAUCUUCAUGCCGGCCCCACCCAGCCUCCGCCUCCCAUCUCUGUCAAGUUGGAGCCGGCCAGCAACUUCUCAGUGGACUUCAACGAGCCUCUGGACUUCUCCCAGAAGGGCCUGGCUCUAGUCCACGUGAAGCAGGAAAACGCAGCCGUGUUCCUGAGCCCCUCUUCCUCGGCCCCCUAUGACUGCUCCAUGGAGCCCAUUGACCUGUCCAUCCCCAAGAACUUUAGGAGAGGAGAAAAGGACCCAGCUGCUCCCAGUGAAGCCAAGAUGCCUGAGCAGGAACCAGGGAGCAGGGAGCAACUCUCUCCCUGUCCACCACCGUGCCCUACUCUGCCAGUGCCCUUGGGAUCCAGUGGGAUCUUAGAGAAACCCUUGGCCCUUUCGGCAGCAGCCUCCACAGCCACUACUCUGGAAGCCCAUGCUCAGCCCUUGCAGGGCUCCGUUCAGGUCGCUGUCCCCAUUUACUCUUCAGCCCUCAUCAAUAGCUCCCCUCUCUUGGGCAGCUCCACCCUGAUAAGCAGCCCAGCCUUGUUGAGGCCUCUACGCCCCAAGCCCCCCCUGCUCUUGCCAAAGCCCCCUAUGACAGAAGAGCUGCCCCCACUGGCCUCCAUUGCCCAGAUCAUCUCAUCCGUGUCCUCAGCCCCCACCUUGCUCAAAGGCAAGGUGGCUGACCCAGGGCCCACAGGCACCAGCAGUAACACCACAGCUUCAGACAGCUUAGGAGGCACCACUGCCCCCACUGAGACCACCAGCCCCAAAGAAUCCAGCGACCCACCCCCUGCUGCCAACAGUCCAGAGGCGGCUUCACCCACUGGGCAGGGGCCAGCUGGCUUGUCAAAGAAGAGGGGCCGAAAAAAGGGGUUGAGGAGCCGGCCCCGGGCCAGCAGUGGUGGGGUAGACCUGGACUCUAGUGGGGAAUUUGCCAGCAUUGAGAAGAUGCUGGCUACCACAGACACCAACAAGUUCAGUCCAUUUCUGCAGACUGCAGAGGACGAUGCUCAGGACGAGUUGGCCGGUGCCCCCGCUGACCACAAUGGGCCCAGUGAUGAAGAGCAGGGCAGCCCCCCAGAAGACAAGCUGCUGAGGACAAAGCGGAACUCUUAUGCCAACUGCCUGCAGAAGAUCAACUGUCCCCACUGCCCUCGCGUCUUCCCUUGGGCCAGCUCCCUCCAGAGGCACAUGCUCACACACACUGGUCAGAAACCCUUCCCUUGUCAAAAAUGCGAUGCCUUCUUUUCUACCAAAUCUAACUGUGAACGCCACCAGUUGCGCAAACAUGGAGUUACCAACUGUUCCCUGAGAAGAAACGGGCUUAUUCCCCAGGCAAAAGAGAGUGAUGUUGGACCCCAUGAUAGCACAGACAGCCAAUCAGACGUGGAGACAUCAGCUGCAGGAGGCGAAGUGCUGGACCUCACCUCUCGGGAGAAAGAGCGGCCGCGGUCAGAGGGGGGCCCUGAGCCCAGUCAGGUCAGAGGAGAGGUCCCCGGAGAGGAGCUGACUCGGGGAGCCGCUGAGCCCAUGGAGGGGGAGGAGCAGGCCGCCGAGGAGAGCCCAGAGCCUGAGAAGCGUGGUGUGGAGGAGCGGGAGGAGGAUGAAGAAGAUGGCCCCGAGGAAGAUACGGUCAGCAACAAGAGCCUGGACCUCAACCUGGCCAGCAAGCUGAUGGGCUUCAAGCUGGCCGAGGGCGACGCCGGGGCCGUGCGCGGUGAGGGCUCCCCGCAGGACCAGAAGCACACCUGUGGCAUCUGUGGCAAGAGCUUCAAGUUCCUGGGAACCCUGAGCCGCCACAGGAAGGCCCAUGGCCGUGAGGUGCCCCAGGAGGAAAGCCCGCUCCCUCCGGAGGGCCAGGGCGAGAGCGGGGCUGCCGGGCCGGUGCCUCUGCCCACGGCCCCCGCGCUGGAGCCGGAGAAGCCCGAGCCCCCAGCCGAGGGGGAGGCCGUGUCAGAGGGCCCAGCAGAGAAGCCGGGCGAGGAGGCCGAGGGCACCUCCGACGGGGAGGGUGCGGCCGAGAAGAAGUCCUCAGAGAGGAGCGACGAUGACAAGAAGCCGAAGACAGACGCCUCCAGAAGUGUGACCAGCAAGGCGGACAAGAGGAAGAAGGUCUGCACUGUGUGCAACAAGAGGUUCUGGUCUCUGCAGGACCUGACCCGGCACAUGAGGUCCCACACGGGAGAAAGGCCGUACAAAUGUCAGACCUGUGAGCGAACCUUCACCUUGAAACACAGCCUGGUUCGCCACCAGCGUGUCCACCAGAAGGCCAGGCACGCCAAACACCAGGGGAAGGACAGUGACAAGGACGAGCGGGGUGAGGAGGACAGCGAGAGCGAGUCCACCCACAGCGGCAACAACCCCGUCUCGGAGAACGAGGCGGACGCGGCUGUGCUAGCCAGCAACCACAUGGCCGUCACCCGGAGCCGGAAGGAGAGCCAGGCCAAGGAUGCCGGCCGCAGGGAGGACAGGGCCCCGGGCCGGACAGCUGGUGCCGGGCAGGCUGAGGCCGGCAGGAGUGCUCCCAAGGCCGCUCGCCCGGGCAGCCCCACGGAGCAGGCGCCUCAGGGUGACGCUGACCCAGAGAGCCCGGUAGCCCUUAUGCAAGACCUGCUGGAGCUGAACGGCAAGAGGCCCGCCCACCCCAUCCUGGCCGCCGAGGCUGCCUCGCCGCUGCUGGGAGUGGAAUGACGGCUCCUCCUGCCCCCAGCACACCGACAAGGCCCGCAGAACCGUGUCCUGAGUCUGUUUCAUGAGAUUUCCUCAGUGCCUGUCAGCUGUUGGAGAGGGAGACGAGCAGGAAGGGCCGUCUCUCGGUGCCAUAGCCUUAACCACGCGCCCGUGCGGGAGAGCAGCACGGACGAUUCGAGUGCCUUAACUACUUACCAGUCCUUCAGUGUCGUCCUGGGUGUUGUGUUGUCCCAAAAUGACUUUAAAAACAAAGCAAAUAUUUUAAUGAAUUAUUGGAAAGGACCUUUUCAUUUAAGCAUUAACAUUACUUCUGUGUUGGUGUGUGUGAGCUUGUUCUUGUUAAUCUGAUGGUAGCAUUUGUUCUGUGAGCUGGAAACAGAAGAAAAACAUGCCCUUGGAUACUCAUAGCCAAUAACUGGAAGAAAAUGAUGUGAAUUUUCAUGUAAAUUACCAGAGGAAAUAUGGAUGAGAUGCUCAUUUCUCAUAUAGACCUUUUUCUUUUUCUUUUCUUUUUUUUUUUUUUUUUUGUCUGCUAUGUGGUGGAGCUGUAAUUUGGUCCUCGAUAUUGAGGAUGUGGUGGAUGGAGGUUUCCAAUUUGGUUCAAGCCAAAACCAGGACAGAUUCUAGCUUCGACCUCAUACAUGUUUUGCUCUUUCAGCAUUAGACAUGCUAGUUCCUGUUCAAGUUCCAAGACAUUUGUUCUUAACUUAGAGAGAAGAGUUACCAUGGCAACUUAAUCUAUGGAGAACAUACACAGGUGUCAUGUAUCUGAUUUCCCCCUUUCGGUAUAUAUAUUAUUAAUAUUAUUAUUAUUAUUAUUUUUAGUUCAUCAGUUUGCUGGUCUCUGCAAUAAGCAGAAACAAAUGGGCAAUAUUUGUCCUGGAGACCUGGGUGCCCCAGGUCCUUGUGUAAGCGUCUGCCUGCAGCUUUCCUUGCCACCCUCGGGUGGGAGCUGUUCUACUGUACUCAGACAAGCCUUUCUUCCGGACUGCAGCGCCCGCAGGUGCAGGUCCUCCCGCGCGUGGCCGAGGAGCAGCUCAGGGGAGAGGGUGCAUGCCCCCGGCUCCUGAGAAAGCAGGUGGUGAGGACCCACUCACCGGUCUUCUGCCACACCCAGCCAGGCCUCCCCUCGUGUGCUACUGUCAUUUGCAAGGCGAGGAAAUACUACUGGUAAUGAAACUGCACGUGCAAGAUUGAAGAUGAGAAAUUGAUUUAUAUUGACCUUCCUGCGAUUUGGGAUUGGUGCUUGAAGAUAGACUUGUUUCCAGUUUCUGAAAUAAACUGAACCCCUGAGUGCAAAAAGGCAGGAUUUUUUUUUUUUUUUUUUUUUUUUUUUUUGUGAGCAUCCUAAGCAGGCAAUACACUUCCUACUGUAGCUGAGCCCGUGCUCCGUGCUCAGCAUCCUGACCUCCACUGGGACCCCGAGGACACCCGAGGCCUAGCGCUGGGCCUCCUGCGCUGCUCCACCCCUCACAUCCUCCGCCUUAGCCCAGGGAGCCCCUGCCCUGCCGCCUCCCAGGACCCUCCUCCACACUCAGUGUAAGUGUGCAGACAGGCACACAGACCCUUCCUCACCAGUUUCUGGCGGCCAAAAUCCAACCAUCCAGACUUCAAAGGAAGCUAUGUGUUCUUGAAAUAAUGAAAGUGGUAUCUUUGCAUGUGAAAGGAAAAAAGUUGAGGUAUAUAUAAUUCUUAACUGUAUUAGGGAUGUAUGAACCAGUUUCAGAACAAGGUUUCAUUUGCUCUAGGUGAAGACACGUCAGAGCCGAUGGUCCCAUUUCCCUGCGCACUUGGUGGGGCCUGCUUAGUUAAACCAGUUCAUGCAUCCCUUCAUUCUUUAUGACGAUAGUUGUUAUUUUCAUUGUUGUUAUUAUUUGGGGUUUCUAGUGUUUUCUUUUCCUUUGCAACUCUCCACACUAAAACUCCCAGUAUGUGGAGAGGCCGUGACACAAGUACGCUGCAGCGAGAGGCCGCAGAGCGAGGCGCCACGCUGUGCAGCUCGCAGGAAUCACGAUCGAUUUAAAGCUUUAUUUAGCCGCCUCUGCGCCCUGUAGUCAGUAUGGUCUUGCCACGUUUUAUUAGUGAGGUUGAGAAAUGGAUUGUUUGUUGUUCUGCCCCUCCCCCAAUAUUAAACUGUGAAAUUUGUGAUUUGUUUAAACUCUGGGUGAAUCAUAGCUUAGUUUGCAUGUCCAGCUAAUUUGUUUCUAUUCAUUUUGUUUGAUUCUCUUUCUCCUCUCAGGGCUUUUACAAAAAAAUAUAUAUAUAUAUGGAUCUUCUGAAAAGUUUUUUGAGGUGCAAGUUUUUCUCUUUUUUUUCUCUUUGAUUUGUGGACGCAAUGCUGAGAUUCAGUCACUACAUGAAACUCUGGCUGUGAAAAACAGCAAAACCCCGGAGGGCUGCUUUCCCAGCGGCCGGGGGAGCUCUGUGGCAGUCGGAUGAUUCGUCGUACCUUCAACUCUCUGUUCGCCCCUUUUCUCCUCUCUUUUCUUCAAGAAGGAAGUGAUCCUAGUGAUUUCAGCCCAUGCAUUACACAGGAAACAAUAAUAAAUGUAGAGUUCAUAUUUUUCUAAAGGGAACUUAAAAACUGCUGCUACAUGUUAUGUGCAAAACUGGUUUAUGCCACAUGAACAGAAUCACAAGAUUAGUUUUGGUACUUUUGUUCCUCUUUGUAUUCAGUUGUAUAAUACUUCCAAAUUCAAAAUGAGAAGAAACGCUGUUCUGUAUCAAACCAUCUAAGCAAUAAAUGUCAUAUUUUAAAAACGACAGAUUGCUUGCCA